Messenger RNA from Solanum verrucosum, 1720 nucleotides. RefSeq names its product heat shock factor protein HSF24. Gene Ontology annotation, molecular function: DNA-binding transcription factor activity; RNA polymerase II cis-regulatory region sequence-specific DNA binding. Lineage: Eukaryota; Viridiplantae; Streptophyta; Magnoliopsida; Solanales; Solanaceae. Gene Ontology annotation, cellular component: nucleus. The transcript has 2 exons. Bases 467 to 1375 code for a protein of 302 amino acids. The record is from RefSeq and is a predicted model, not a curated record. Gene Ontology annotation, biological process: regulation of transcription by RNA polymerase II.
GUUCCUCUUCGAAAAGUCUUCUAAAUAUUUCUAGAACCUCUUAGUAGAUUAAAUUUGCUAUUCUCAUUCUUUUUCUCUCUUCCAUUUUCAACAUUUUUUGUCCAUUAAAGUUUUCAAACUUGAAGAAGAGAGAGAGAGAGAGAGAAAAGGCUGAAAAUUCAACUUUUAGAGAAAGAAAAGAUAGUUAUGGUCGUGUUGUUCUUGGUGAAGAUUGGCGAAGUUGUAGCCAAUGGAAGAUUCUAAGAUAAUCAUCAAUCGUCCUAAAAAUAAUAUUGUUCAUUCUCUAGUCUUUCUUUUCGGUUUCUAUUGUUGGGGUUGGGAAUUCCUCACUGCCCUUUUGCUUUUCAGUUACUGCUUCUUCUAAUUUCCUCUUCUUUUUUUUCCUAAUAGAAUCUUGUCAAUUAAUUAUUCAAAUCCCCAAAGGGUUUUUUUUUUUAAAAAUUUGAUAGAUUUAGAGAAAGAGGGGAUGUCGCAAAGAAUAGCGCCGGCGCCGUUUCUGUUGAAGACAUAUCAGUUGGUGGAUGAUGCGGCAACUGACGAUGUGAUAUCUUGGAAUGAAAUUGGCACAACGUUUGUGGUGUGGAAAACUGCUGAAUUUGCAAAGGAUUUGCUGCCCAAAUACUUCAAGCACAAUAAUUUCUCCAGCUUCGUUCGACAGCUUAACACCUAUGGUUUUCGAAAGAUUGUGCCUGACAAAUGGGAAUUCGCCAAUGAGAACUUCAAAAGAGGACAGAAGGAGCUCCUCACAGCAAUACGCCGUCGGAAGACCGUGACAUCAACCCCAGCUGGUGGAAAGUCUGUGGCAGCCGGGACUUCAGCAUCUCCGGACAAUUCCGGGGAUGACAUAGGUUCAAGUUCAACCUCGUCCCCGGACUCCAAGAACCCGGGAUCCGUGGACACCCCGGGAAAGUCGUCCCAGUUCACGGACUUGUCGGAUGAGAAUGAGAAGCUAAAGAAAGACAACCAGAUGCUGAGCUCAGAGCUGGUGCAGGCGAAGAAACAAUGCAACGAGUUGGUUGCCUUUUUGAGCCAGUAUGUGAAGGUUGCACCCGAUAUGAUCAACCGUAUCAUGAGCCAAGGAACCCCAUCGGGGUCCAGCCUUGAAGAGUUGGUCAAGGAGGUUGGUGGUGUUAAAGAUUUAGAAGAACAGGGUAGUUAUAAUGACAACGAUGAUAAAGAAGACGAUGACGAAAAGGGUGAUACUCUGAAACUAUUCGGUGUGUUGCUGAAAGAAAAGAAGAAGAAAAGGGGUCCGGAUGAGAAUAUUGAUACUUGUGGGGGACGUGGUAAAAUGAUGAAAACUACUGUGGACUACAAUGGUCCUUGGAUGAAAAUGUCUUCGGCGGCCGGAGAAAGCAGCAAGGUUUGUAACUGAGGUGAAGUUGAUGAAUGUGUUUUGAGGUUGGAGCAGAGUAAAUUAGCUUCUCCCUUUUGAUUUAGUAAUUUCCUUUGGAUUUACAAGUUUGAUGUUUAUGAAUAAAAUAAAUAGAGAAUUUAAUUAGUAUGAGUAGUAGAGGGGUUAGAUUACUGCUAAGAGUAGUAACCCCAACCCCCAACUAGAAAUCAUAUAUAUUACACAUAUAUACAAAAUACUAUCAAGUCAGAUGCAACUGCUGCAGCCCUCAAGUUUGCUUUGUCUAGUCGAAACUCAUCAUAAUAAUAAUCGUUCUUGAUUUGUGACUUUGGUUUGAUAUGUAUAUGCAUUUUAUCAUUAUGUUCA